Molecule: messenger RNA, 2289 nt
Organism: Suillus subalutaceus
Lineage: Eukaryota; Fungi; Basidiomycota; Agaricomycetes; Boletales; Suillaceae
Exons: 11
Coding region: 1-2289 (762 amino acids)
Source: RefSeq, a predicted model, not a curated record
AUGGAUGACAAAGAUCCUCUGCAAUCAAUGGCAGAAUUUUUUGGCACUGGUGAUCGGUUGUAUAGGAAUUACCAUCCUUUCUUGUCUGCUCGCCCCUGUGAUCCUGAUGGCGCAUUCCUUCCACCAGGAACUCCUCCACCACCACUCACAGAAAAGUCACUGGAUGACUGGACUCCAUAUGGAAGCCACGUCGAAUUUGAGCUUGCCGACUACCUGUUUACAAGGAAUCAAACUCCCGCAAAUUCGAUCAAUCAACUCCUGAACAUUUGGGCAGCUUCCUUAGUCCAAGCUGGGAGUAAAUUCACGCUGUUUCCUGAUCAUCGCAACCUCUACAAGACAAUCAACAAUACUCCCCUCGGUGACGUCAAAUGGCAGUCUUUUUCAGUCAAAUACACUGGCGCCAUUCCAGAUGAAGGUGCCCUGCCCUGGAUGGAAGAUUCUCAUGAUGUUUGGUUUCACGACCCCCGCGAUGUUGUUCGAAAUAUGCUCGCUAAUCCAGAAUUUGCUACGGAGAUUAACCUUCAACCCUACCGCGAGACAAGAUAUCCGAAGAUCCCGACACUCAUGGCUCAACAUUCGUGCCAGUCAUUCUCGGAAGCGACUAAAAUGAUCGUUUCAGUUGCAACAGGACAGAACGACUACUAUCCACUCUACGCCUCUAUCGGUAACGUUCAAAAUAAUGUGCGUCGCGCUCAUCGUGGUGCUGUAGCUGUUAUAGGCUUUCUUGCAAUGCCCAAAACAACCAAAGAGCACGCCGAGACACCAGGCUUCCGAAAUUUUCGACGCCAACUCUUUCAUUCUUCACUUUCGUUCAUCCUCAAGAACCUCAAGCCUGCUAUGACGAAACCUGAGGUUGCACAGUUCGGGGAUGGCCAUUAUCAGGCACAUGAUCUACAGGACUUGGACCUUACAUUGCAGACUAUGAAGAGCAAGUUCUGCUCACCUGUAUAUUAUGAAAUUGGUGUGGCCAAGUGUCUUUCACAUCAUGGAAACCUUGAUGAUAUCAGUCUCUGUCGCUCAAGAUCUCACACAGAUGCACUCAUCGAGGAGUGCGAACUCUGGAACCCUGAACCAUUUACGAACGAUUUCCCCCACGCUGAUAUUCAUGAGCUGCUCGCACCUGACAUUCUCCAUCAGCUCAUCAAGGGAGCAUACAAAGAUCAUUUGGUCGAGUGGGUAGAGAAAUAUCUCCUGCAGACGCAUGGAAAGAAGCAAGCUAACAUUAUUCUAGAUGAUAUUGACCGAAGGAUCGCGGCAGUUCCUCCAUUCCCUGGAUUGCGCAGAUUUCCCCAAGGACGUCACUUCAAACAGUGGACAGGUGACGACUCAAAAGCACUUAUGAAGGUUUACUUGCCCGCGAUUGAAGGUUAUGUCCCGGUUGAUGUUGUGCAUAAUGUCAUCACUGAAAAGUCCCUCUCUGAAAUUGAAGAUGCACUUACUCGUUUUCGUACAUAUCACGAGGUUUUCAAGACCACCGGAGUAGUCACUACCUUCUCGCUUCCUAGGCAACAUUCCAUGUCUCACUAUGUCUACCUUAUUCGACUGUUUGGUGCUCCGAAUGGGCUGUGCUCCUCAAUCACGGAGUCCAAGCACAUCAAAGCCAUAAAAGAGCCUUGGAGGCGUUCCAGCCGAUACAAGGCGCUGGGACAGAUGCUGCUAACUAAUCAGCAUUUAGAUAAAUUGGCAGCAUCAUGCGUGGAUUUCUGUGUUCGUGGAAUGCUUGCAGGUACAUGUUUGUCUGCUGUUCUCACAUCACUCGAGGGGAUAAAGCGGGCGCAAAGUGUCCAUGCGCUCGCCAACGAGCUUGAUAUCCCGCAUUUGGCUGAUCUUGUCUCGCAAUUCCUUGCUGGACAAUUAUAUCCAGACAUGGACCCUACCGAAGUGCCUGACAAUCUCAUGGACUGCCCUCGUUUCAAUGGGAAGAUACGGGUCUUUAAUUCCGCAGUAUCGGUGUUCUUCGCACCAAGCAAUUUGAGUGGGAUUGGUGGGAUGAAACGUGAAUACAUUCGUGUGUCUCCCAAGUGGAGAAGUGGGCAUGCGCGCAAAGAUUGCGUGUUUGUCAUUACUGACCCAAAUGCUCACGGAAUGCAGGGCAUGGACAUUGCUCAGCCACUGCAUACCGAUAAAAUAGUAUCAGUGGAUACUAUUUUUCGUUCUGCUCACCUUAUUCCUGUCUACGGUACUGAUAUGCUCCCCUUGGUGAUUAAAUCCCACCACGUUCUCGACAUAUUCACCCUUUUCUAUGUCAACAAGUAUGCUGACCAUCACGCCUUCGAAAUAGCAUGUUAG